AUGGCCGAUCGUCAGCAACAGUACCCGCCGUUCCAGCCGCACCAACGCGGAGGAGGAGGAGCAGGUCGCGGAAGAGGCGGUCCCCGUGGUCGAGGUGCCCCGGGAGGUCCUCGCGGUUACGUCAAUGGCGGCGGCCAGCCGCGCUAUCCCAAUCAGUACCAUCAGAACCAGAGUGGUGGCGGGUAUGAAGGUGGUAACGGCGGCGGCGGAAACUGGCGUAAUGGUAACGCGAGAGGGGGUUGGAAUCGGCCCCAGAACAAUGGCGGCCAAGGUUACGGUCAGCAGAGGCAACCUCGGGGUAGUCCGCAGUUGAACGAAGUGGUUAGUGAGCAACCUCCGGUUGCGGAGCAACCGGAAGUGAGAGUUGACGCCGUCGCGGAUCAACAGCCGGUUCAGCGGAACGCGCAAGCGGCCGGGGAUCGUGGAGGUCGUGGAACGAUGCGUUCGGGACGGGCGAUUCCGGAUGUGGUGAGGACGCGGGCGGCGGAUUGUCAGGUGACGAAGCACGGAUCGUCGGGCAGGCCGAUUGCGCUCACGGCGAACUACUUCCGGGUGAUGCAUACCGACGGGGAGGCCAUGUUCAUGUACCGGGUGGACUUUGUGCCGGACAUUGAGAGCGUGCGGGUGAGGAAGGCGUUGAUGCACCAGUUGAAGCCGACGCUCGGGGCGAUCCUGUUCGACGGGGGCUCGAUGUUCAUGAGUCGGGACAAGACGCGGAACGACGAGAGCGAAAUUACGACGAAGGAACUGCAGAGCCAGCAGGAUUACCUUGUUAAGAUCAAGAAGGUCGGUACGAUCGACUGGACGUCAGAGAUGGCACUGACUGUGCUCAACCUGAUCAACCGACGAGGUAUGGGAGGUCUCCGUCUGCAGCAGAUCGGCCGGAACUUUUUCGAUCCCAACGGGAAGGUCCGGAUCGCCGAGUUCGGGCUGGAACUCUAUCCCGGCUACAUCACCAGCAUCCGCCAGCACGAGCAGGACAUCCUGAUGUGCGCGGAGGUGACGCACAAGGUCAUGCGCGAGGACACCUGCUACGGGAUCCUGCGCAGCUGUAUGGCCAACGGGGGCAACUGGCAGGCGGACUUUACCCGCGCGAUCCUGGGAACGGUGGUGAUGGCGACCUACGGCCGGAACAGCACGUACACGGUGAACGAUGUGGAGUUCAACACGACGCCGGAGCACUCGUUCGAGACGGCGAACGGGCGGAUGACGUUUUUGGAGUACUACCGGAAUCAGUACAAUAUCGUCAUUCGGGAUCCGAGGCAGCCGAUGUUGGUGUCGCGGGCUAGGGCGCGGGAUAUUAGGGCGGGGAGGCCGGAGCUGUUGUAUCUGGUGCCGGAGCUGAUGCGGGCGACCGGACUGACGGACGAGAUGCGGAGGAACUUUACCCUGAUGCGCGCCUUGGCGGACCACACCCGGCUGACGCCGGACCGGCGCAUGCAGCGCCUGGAGGCGUUCAACCAGCGCCUCCAGCAAACCCCCGAAAGCAUCGAGAUCUUCCGCUACUGGAAGACGGAACUGGACCGCCGGCUGGUGGAACUCCCGGGCCGCGUUCUGCACCCCGAGAAGAUCCUGUUCCACGAGCAGCAGCUGAACAUGUGCGUAACUCCGGACGCGUCCGCCGAGUGGCAGAUGGCCUUCCGGAACAACCAGAUGUACCGCUCGGAGCGGCUCCAGAACUGGUUCCUGAUGGUUCCUCGUAGCUGGGACCGGCUCGUGCCGGGGUUCGUCGAGUGUCUGCGGCAGGCCGCCCGCGGAAUGCGCUUCGAGGUGGCCGAUCCCCAGCUGAUCCGCAUCGACAACGACUCCCCGAUGGCGUACGUGUCCGCGCUCAACCAGAUCGUCAACCGUGACCCGCAGCUGAUCAUGUGCAUCGUGAGCAACGACAAGGCGGACCGCUACGCCGCGAUCAAGACCAAGUGCUGCGUCGAGCGGGCGAUCGCCACCCAGGUCAUCAAGGCCAAGACGAUCACGCCGAAGGGUGGCAACGUGCGCACGUUGAUGUCCGUCGCGACCAAGGUCGCCAUCCAGCUGAACUGCAAGAUCGGUGGAAUCCCGUGGAUCGUGACGAACCCGCUCCGUUCCGUCAUGGUGAUCGGGUUCGACGUCUGUCACGACACCCGGAACCGAUCGCGCUCGUUCGGAGCCCUCGUAGCGACCAGCUACCACGAGUCCAUGAAGCACCCCCGGUUCUUCUCCACCGUCAACCACCACUCCGCCGGCGAAGAACUCUCCAACUACAUGGCCCAGAACGUCGUCAAAGCGCUCCGUGCCUACCGCGACGAGUUCCAGAACCUCCCCAACCGGAUCAUCAUCUACCGCGACGGCGUCGGCGACGGCCAGCUCAAGUACGUCCACGACCUAGAAAUUACCUCAAUCAAAGAAAAGCUCAAACUCAUAACCAAAGACGCCCCCACAACCCCCAAGCUGACCUUCCUCGUGGUCAGCAAGCGCAUCAACACCCGGCUCUUCCACGACAAGCGCAACCCCGUGCCGGGAACGAUCGUCGAUGACGUCAUCACCCUCCCGGAACGGAACGACUUCUACCUGGUGUCGCAAAGUGUCCGCCAGGGAACCGUUUCCCCCACCUCGUACAACGUCCUGUACGACGAGUCCGGACUCACCGCGGAUCAGCUGCAGGUUUACACCUACAAGCAGACGCACCUGUACUACAACUGGUCCGGAACGGUGGGCGUGCCGGCGGUUUGUCAGUACGCCCACAAGCUGGCGGCACUGGCCGGACAGCAUCUGCACCAGGCGCCGCACAGCGAUCUGGAGAAGAAGCUCUACUAUUUGUAGGGUUAU
Messenger RNA from Culex quinquefasciatus (southern house mosquito), 2805 nucleotides. Its product is annotated as protein aubergine. The record is from RefSeq and is a predicted model, not a curated record. The transcript is spliced from 2 exons. Gene Ontology annotation, cellular component: P granule. Gene Ontology annotation, molecular function: piRNA binding; protein binding. NCBI's taxonomy places the organism in Eukaryota, Metazoa, Arthropoda, Insecta, Diptera, Culicidae. The coding region runs from base 1 to 2799 and encodes 932 amino acids. Gene Ontology annotation, biological process: regulatory ncRNA-mediated gene silencing.